CUCGGGAACGGAACUGCGUCUUAAUAUUGUCAUCUCUCUUUCGAAUCAUACAUGUGUGAAGUCUCCAAACUCCGACGUGAUCCGAAAUGAUUGCACUCGCGGAAGACCCUCCCCAUCCUUAGAUCCUACUCGACGAGGCUCCUGGUGGUCGUAAAAACUUCGGAAGGGGAAAAGAUACCCGUAAGCAUUUGGUGGCGCACCCUAUGUCAAGACAGGGCUGCUCUUGAUCUGAGGAUCGCCUGUCCCCAUUAAGCAGCUAAGGGUGCUCACGUACAUCGCCGCCACGUGCUAAACGUCAUCUCAGCUGCUGCUGCAGCCUGCAACUGAGCCUGAUGCUGACGGUUCAGUAGACUCAGUUUGGUGUCUACCAUGUCCACCUGGUACUCAAGAUGGACUCCUGGUCUUCCGUCAAUAAACCUUCCGUUUCCUACGAGCAUCCAGCGGCGUUUCAUAUCCUUUGUCCUCAAGAAGUCUCUUGGACACCUGCUGAAACCCGGCCAACUCGAUAUCGAGCAAAUCGACUCUCAACUGGGUAGCGGGCAUGUCCAGAUAAACGAUUUGGAGCUGGAUAAUGAGGCAAUCAACAAGACAUUAGCUGGACUCCCGGUCGAGUUGCGCCAAGGCUCUAUCUCGUCUGUCACAGCACGCAUCCCCUGGCCGAAUCCUCUGACCUCUGUCGUCGGGCUGUCUGCGAAGGGACUGCAUCUCACGUUCCAUCUACUGGCACCGGGGAGCGCUGCAAGCACAGACCCCCAUCACAAUCUGGCCGAUUCGGUCGCGGAUAUGGCGGGUUCUUUCGUGCAUGAUGAGCUCACGACGACAGAGGAGGCCGCGCUGCGCGAGUCGUUCUAUCCCGCGGAACAAAUCGUUCCCGGCGGGAUGGACCCCUUCAUUGCUGCGCCUGAGGAGGAGAUGGCUGCUGAAGUCCAGGAGAUACGCGAUGCUGACCCCGCUGGGGUGUCCAUCUUUGCAACGCUCAUUGAACGAUUACUUGCUCGGUUCGAAUUCGACGCGGCCGACACGACCAUAACGCUAGUGCAUCCUGAUCACACGAGCUUCUCCUUAUGCAUCUCUGAGACCAUGUACUGUACCGAGCAGCGAGCGGAGGAGGCUAAUCAGGCUGCGGGGCCCAGUAAACCUUCUGGAGAGACGCGGAUGAUCACCGUGUCUGGUUUGUCGGUCAAGGCCAUCGACAUCCGCCCCUCAUUAGGCAUUCCGUUCGCCCAGACGUCUCCCGUAUCCUACUCUCCGAGCACCGGAUUAGCGCCUCCAUCUCGAUCGUCGUCCCCGGCUUCCUCCUCCUCUUCCCUGGAUGACGAAUCUCAUGCGAUGAUGACCCAGUCCCUAGCAUUUCUUCCCCCGAGGCCGGCAUCGCCCGCUAGUUCUGUUGCGAGCAGCAUGUAUGAAAGCGCGAUAUCGUAUGCCCCGGAUCUAUCCGGCGAAGAUGCACUCUCCGAAGACCGCAACACUCUGCGGCACACCUCACUCGCUGAUACAUUAACGAAAGACACCACAGACACCAUUCUGUCCUUCGGGCCUGAUCCUCUGGUGCUCAGGGUGACGACCCCCGUGCCUCAGAGCGGCUUGACGACAGAUGUUGCUGAAGUGAUUGAUGUCUCGCUUCACAUACCAGUCAUUGCUUUUGGUUUCGCCGCCUGGCAUAUCAACGGAGCCUUGCAGGUGGUCGAUGUGUUGUCCCGGGCGUUCACCAAGGAAGAGGUUGAGAGAGACCCGACCCCGCAGGCCAGCUUGAACCUGCGGAUACAGGCUCGCGCGAGAGGACUCAUUGCUGUUCUGUUACCCUCAGUUCCAGGCACGCGUGCAGCUCUUCCAACAGACUUUUUCGAGCGACCGCUCCUUCCGCCCAAGAUCCCGCAGCCUUACAUCCGACUUCACCUGGAGAACCUGAAUGUAUCUGCGGACAAAGAUGCGUUCAAGGCCGCUUUGGAGGAGAUGUCCGGCUUUGUUGUCCACCGCUCGACAGAGGACGAGUCUUCGCUCGCAUCGCCUUUGUUCAUCACCGAUCAUCAUCUCCAAACUCAAUACGAUCCUGGGCAUACGGACAACGAAUCAGAUCUACCCACUUUCCAGAUAUCUGAAUCGACGAAAAUGGCUGGACUGAAAGUCUCGCAGUGGAGGACCAAGCUGAAAUCAAGGGCCCGCAGAAACAGCGACGCGCUUUUCGAGGUUCCUCCUGCUAUUUCUAUCACAGGCAAGCGAACUACGUUGGCUCAGCGCAUGUCGACAUCCAUCGAGGUCGCAGUAGAACCUCUCCAUCUUUUUGUCGAUCUCCAGCUUCUGGCCGAUGAGAUGGGCGUUCUCGCGUUCUUGAACGAGAUCGCAGUGCCUGGUGGUGGUGUCGCCAUUCCCGUUGACGACGAGUCCGAUAUAUCGACACCUCCAGCUAGCCCCCAUGCUCGUCGAGAGAAGGAGCGCCAGCGACUGGAGCAGAUCGUACUGGACGAUCUUGGUCUUGAGGCAGACUAUCGGCCGAAGGCGCCGAAACCUCGGCUCAACUCUUCGCCCGGCUCCCCCCGCAAGCAGCAGAAAGCACGAAAUGACGAUCGGAAUACUACUCAGAUUUCAGUGCACUGCUGCAUGAUACGGGUGCAGGUGCGCAGCCCGCCCCCUCCAGAGAAGAGGGUGAGAUCGGGUGCUCUGGUGCUCGAUGUACAUGGCAUCUCCCUUUCCACAGAACCGGCUGUCCUCAAGGCCUCGGCCAGAUUUGCCUCGGGGACGGAACCUCCUACGGGAGAGCACGUGAUGACUGCUUCGGUUUCUCGCAUCCUGCUUGCUAUAGCUGCCGCGGAUGACCCGAAAGCAUCCGGCUUUCUGUCUAUUGGACCACUGCCUUCACUUCAAAGCGUCGAAACUCCAUUGCCGUGCCAGCUGACCUUCACGAAACCGAACGCAUCUUCGGCAGUGGUGGCUGUGCGGCUGCCUUCCAUCUACUUGCCGCUGUCCAAAACCCAAUUCGAUGCGCUGCAGUACUUUGCCGACGAUGCGUCGCAGGCCUUGCAGCGCAUUUCCAGCGACAAGGAGUCGGAGAGCAAAGACUCUAGCUUGAUCGGCAGCCGUUUCUUUGCCAAGUCUCGCACAGCAAGUGGAAUUACGGCUGGCAUUGACAGUGGGCGAAGUCUCAAGAGCGCAACACUAAUCAAGAUCGAAGUUUCUGAGGUGCUCGUCCAGGUGAUGGUUCCCAGGGAACCCUCCGGUGUCUAUCCUCUCAAGGCUUCUGCCUCUGAUUUGGACGUACUGGUCCAAGUCAAACCGGAGGGAAAGGACAAGACAGUUGUUACACUUUCUGUCUCGAAUCUCGAUAUACUGAACAGCUCAGCGGUGGGUGACCUCCAGUCACUCUUGGCACUGACGAUUCCUCGGGGCCUGGCUUCCGGGUCCAAGCCCCUGCUCAAGCUCGGCUUCACAUCCUUAGUCGUUCCUGGCACAACGGUGAAAGAGACGCGGGUCAAGAUUGCUCUAUGGGGAUUCACAUGCGAUGUAUCGCCCGACGUCCAAUGGGCGAAGGAUCUAGGGCUUUUCAUCAAGCCUCCGCCGGGGGCCUUCGAAACUGUGGCACCCACUGAGCGCACUCAAGUCUCGCUGCAAAUCACCGACGGCUCGGUCCGGAUCAAGGCGGCAGAGCAUCCUGGCAUUCUCGUCGCCCAUGCCGAAGCGCUCAGCUUUGCGACGGUGGUCGGAGAUCAAGAGACACCGGACAGCUCGUUUGAUCUUGCAGUUGGCGGACUGGCUCUGCUCAUGGUCGACAAUGGCGCAGACGUCGUCCGGCCGGCUGCUCACCACAGCAUGCACGGCGUGCGAUUCUGGAGAAAAUCGGGUUUUGCGCUCCUCACUGAGCUUUCGGAUCUUGACCUUGUUUUCAAGUCCAGCUCAGCCUCGGAUAUCCAAGUGAUCAUCAGCCGUGUCAACCUUCAUCUACAUCUUUGCGCUGACUCGCUCUCGGCUGUGGGGGACUACGCCAAAGAUUUGGCUGCAGCUUUCAAGACUUAUGAAGAAUUGGCUGUCAAACCCAAACAGACUCCUGCAGUGGUCUCGAGUUCGGUCUCGAAGGAAGCACUGAUGGCCUCAGUUGAAGAGAUGGCUUUCAGGAGCGUACCAGAGGUGGGACCGCCGCCCGAUAUGAUCCAGGACGAUCUGCCCACCAAUAUGGACUACCUUGACGAGUCCUUCGGUGCCGCAGCGGGACUGCGAGAACUCAACGACGAUGAUCUGGAUGACUUUGCCGCCCACGACAACGCACGGGGCAGUCCAGAUCCGGGUAUCGUCUCGGUCGUUGGUGGUGAGACCGUGAAGAUGCUCCGGCCCGAGGGGCUGCAUAUCGUGGAACACCAUUUCGAUGCAUUGCCACCGGAUACCUCCGACGGGUCGGCAAAUCUGGGUGCUACCACUGCCAAAGUCAGAGUCAGCAACGCUAACAUCAAUGUGCUCUUGUAUGAUGGUUACGACUGGGCAAGGACACGCAGAACCAUCGAGGACGAGGUCAAGCAGAUGCGGAAGCGCCUCGCCAAGAUCCGACAGCUCGUUGCAGGUGGCCAAACGCAGGAUCCCCACCUCGAAGAAACCAGCGCGCUGCUGUUCAACUCUGUUUACAUCGGCUUGGAGCAAGACGUUGACGAACUCGAGCCUGGAGAGAUCAUCGCUGCUAUCGACGAAGAGCUUCGCGACGACUUUGAGACCACGAGCCAAAGCUCUUGGCAAUCUCUCCGACCAGCGGGAGCACCUGCCCAGAGCAAGUCUCCGGCUUUGCACGGCAAGCGUUUAAAACGGUCAAAGACACCGAGCAUCGAGUUUCAGCUGAAGGGCAUGGGUGCCGAAGUUGAUCAAUUCAAGCCAGAUGAGGCGAUCGUAUCGAGAGUGUUCUUCACCAUCAAGGAUCUGGAGAUUCUGGACCACAUCAAGACCUCGACUUGGAAGAAGUUUUUGACAGAACUGCAUUCCGAUUCGAGGGGGAACAUCCGUGAAACGGAUUCUAACAUGGUCAGAGUGGAGUUGCGGAGUGUGAAGCCGGUCCCAGGACACCCUUCUGAGGAAGCUAGGUUACGGGCCAAGAUUCUCCCUCUGCGACUUUAUGUCGACCAAGAUGCUCUCGAUUUCCUGAAGAAGUUCUUCAGCUUCAAGGACCCUCAAGCAGCUCCGCCCGGAGAACCGGAUGCGGGUGGCGAUAUAUACUUCCAACUUGCCGAGAUCUUCCCAGUCGAUCUCAAGUUGGACUACAAGCCCCGGCGCGUCGACUACCGUGCGCUGCGAGAGGGCAAGACGAUUGAACUCAUGAACUUUUUCCACUUUGACGGCGCGGAAAUGACACUGCGGCAGAUAACACUCGCCGGGAUCAGCGGAUGGCCGAGAUUAUUCGAUCUGCUCAACGAUAUUUGGACACCGGAUGUGAAAGCCACCCAACUCGUUGACGUCAUCUCUGGUGUCGCGCCCAUCCGCUCAGUGGUCAACGUAGGCUCAGGCGUGGCAGAUCUCGUCCUACUGCCUAUCGCCCAGUACAAGAAGGAUGGCAGAAUUGUGCGAGGUGUCCAGAAGGGGACGACGGCCUUCUUCAAAUCCACUGCAGUGGAAGCAAUCAGGCUGGGCGCUCAUCUUGCGACAGGGACCCAGGUCAUUCUCGAGCAAGCAGAAGGUCUGCUAGGUGGCCAGUUCCAGUCUCCAGUCACGACAGAAACUGUCCCGGGUCUGUCCUACCCGCGCACCGGAAGUGACGGCGAGGAUUCAUCGGACGAGCGCGAGGAUCUCAUUAGCAAGUACGCUGAGCAACCGACCGAUCUCAAAGAGGGCAUGCAAUCUGCAUAUCGAAGUUUGCAACGGAAUCUGAAUUCCGCUGCGCAAACAAUCCUCGCUGUUCCGAUGGAAGUCUACGAACGCUCAGGGAACGAGGGACCCGUUCGCUCUGUUAUCCGCGCUGUCCCAAUUGCUGUUCUCAAACCCAUGAUCGGCGCCAGCGAAGCCGUGAGCAAGACUCUGCUUGGACUACAUAACACGCUGGAUCCCAAUAUCCGGCAUGAGAACGAAGCCAAGUACAAACAUCGAUAG
Molecule: messenger RNA, 6054 nt
Organism: Mycena citricolor
Lineage: Eukaryota; Fungi; Basidiomycota; Agaricomycetes; Agaricales; Mycenaceae
Source: the annotation of a GenBank genome assembly